AUGCCUUUUCCGUUGGAAGCAUCCCCAAAUCAUUACUACCAUUGGACACCCACAGGACAAUAUCCACAAUUUCCAUCGGCUGCACAUCAUAUUCCACCGGCAGCUUCACAUGACCUAAAUGGCUAUUUGGACAAGCCCUCCCAGAAAAGGACAGCGCUAGGCACUCAAGUUUACUUGCCAAAUUAUGGAAUGAAGUACAGGAGCAGUAAUCCAUCACGAGGAUUUCAGGGGCGCCACCCUCAGAAACCCAGGCCAAUUGUAGAUCAGCUUCACAAUCAACCAGUUACAAAGAAAUUUUCCCCGCCGGAAGGAGAGAUUGCACCAAAGUCCAUUCCCACAAUUCAUGCGAGUGAAUUUCCACCUCUCACGGGCCAGAAAGACGAAGAAAAAGCACCUGGGACUGUCACUCAUAAUUCAUGGGCUUCAGAAUCUGAUUAUCGGAGAGCUUUAAAGAAACCCCAACUUGCAGACUAUCUGACAAAUAACAAAUUCAAAUAUUCAGAGAAAUCUGGCAUCAAUACGCAGCUCCCGGGAUCGCCAGCUGCACCCAAGGCAUCUACCCCUUCCCUUUAUGAGCCCACAAAUGAUGGCAAAGCACAACAAAAAAACUUUCAAAAACCUGAGUUUCCAGUCAAAGACCGUGCAACAGCUUCCAGAAUUGAUCAGGGGUCAGUGUCUCAAGAUAAUCUCAAAGAAUUUCCGCCUCUGAGAAGUAUUCCAGUUCCAGUUGGCCACACUGCAGAACUUCCGCCUCUAGAUAAUAAGUAUCACUAUCUAGAGGCAUUGAUGCAGCAAAAACAGCCGCACGAGGAACUUGAUCAAUCUUCAUUGCUUCAAAAGCACUCUGCAGAAUAUCCGCCUCUGAAAAGUAUUCCAGUUCCAGUUGGUCCUACUGCAGAACUUCAGCCUCUCGAUAAUAAGUUUCACUAUCUAGAAGCAUUGAGGCGGCAAAAACAGCCGCACGAGGAACUUGACCAAGCUCCAAUGCUUCAAAAGGACUCGUCAGAAUACCCGCCUCUAAUGAGUCUUCCAACUGGUCCUAAGGCAGAACCUCGGCCCGGUGAUAAUAGUUAUCUGGAAGCAUUGAAGCAUCAAGCGCCAUUGCGCGAAAACCUUUCUCAAACUUCUUUGUUUCCAAACACUUCUGAAGAAUACCAGCUUCUGUCAAAUAUGCCGGUCGGUUCAAAAUCAUAUGUACCCUCUGUUCAGGAAGCCGCUAAGUCUUCACCAGUCAAGCAAGUGGUAGAAGAGUUCAAUGAUUCAAGAAAAGUUGCUCUGAAAGAGGGCGGGAAUUCAGAACCUUUUCCACCUGACUCAUUAAAUGGUCUGCCACCUUCGUCUAAUCAAUCUGCACCAGUAGCUUGGAGCCAUGUGGCUUCGCAACCGCCACAUUUAAUUAAAGGACCCAAUCCUGCUGUCCAAACUGUUACUUUGGACACCACUCAGGCUCUGAAACACACGCCAACUGGGCACCAAGAUAAUUUUCCAAAUGAUACCAAAAGCUAUGCCUCAGCAGUCAAGAAGGGAAGUAUUAGAAAGAAGCUAGUGGUUUUAGGAAAAUUCUUUGAGAUGAAAUCUACUCCUCUGAAAGCAGGUCCGCCUGCCGGUUCCACUUUUGGGGGAGCCGUGAAUGUGAAUCCCACCCAACCUUGGGAAAGUCUAUCAACAGUGCACAAGGAACCUAUCUCCACUGCACAACCCGUGACAACUGAUCCUAAAAGUUCUCUGAAAAGAGUGGAGAAUGAAAAUAAAGGACUGACUUCAGAUGAUGACCCUUAUAUAUCACAAUUAAAUAAAGUGUUACCAGCAGCUGAUGAGAAUAUCCAAAGGCCUGUGUCUUCAAAAGAAACAUCAAAAGCAGUACCUUUUUCUCUUUGGGGAAUUCCAUCAGCUGGACCUGCUUUGGGAAAACCCACAACUUUGGAUCCCAAUCUUUCUCCGGAAAGUAUUUCCACUUCAAUUAAAGAACCUAUGUCUGUUGUUCAACCUUUGGCUUCUGAAUCUAAUCAGCCUCUGAAAAUUGAGGAAACUGAACACCAAGGAUCUAGUAUUGACAAGCAAGCACAACCACCAGCAGUAAAUAAAAUACCUGAAUAUGUCAAGAAGCUGAGGAAUGGCAUUUUAAGACAAAUCUUGAGAAAUGAAUGUUUUCCUCUUUCCAAAAUCCCGCAAGCUCAGUCUAAGCUUGAUACCAAUAAUGAGAGGAAUGUGUCUUCAGCAAAACUGUUGAACUUAUUAUAUCUUCCUCUCUCAGAAAGUCUAUCAGGUGGUCCAAUUGCAGACAAAGAAGUUGCUUCCAAUGAAAAGACCUACCUUUCAGCAUUAAUUAGCCAACCAGAACAGUUUUUCAAGACACGAGCGUUUGUCUCUCUCAAGGAACACUUGAAUAUGCCAUCUUUCCGUCUCUCAGAAGAUCCACCAGCUGGUUCUAAUGCUUGUGAAGCCCAGGCUUCAGUUCCUGAUCAGAUUUUGGAAACUGAACUGAAUGGUCCUAACCCGCAGGAUCCUGUGGCUGAUGACCUUAAUGAGUCUCUGAAAAUUGCAAACCCGGCUCCAGGGCCUGAUGCUCAAGAAUCUGAAUCUUUGGAGCCCAAUCCAUUUUCAUUUGAGAGGGAACCGCGUGAACAUGGGAUUGAUAAUUGGAAUUACCAAUACCAGCACAUUCACAACAUUCUAAGUCAAAUUGCAACCAAUUCAGAAAUCACAGAGGAAGAGCUUGAAGACAUUUUGCCUAAAGAGCUUGAAGAUCUUUUGCCUAAAGAGCUAAUUGAUAUCCUUGAUUCCCCUUCCAUGUAG
Messenger RNA from Puccinia triticina, 2796 nucleotides. RefSeq lists its product as uncharacterized. The transcript is spliced from 2 exons. The record is from RefSeq and is a predicted model, not a curated record. NCBI's taxonomy places the organism in Eukaryota, Fungi, Basidiomycota, Pucciniomycetes, Pucciniales, Pucciniaceae. The coding region runs from base 1 to 2796 and encodes 931 amino acids.